Plasmodium gonderi is the source of this 1071-nucleotide messenger RNA. Its product is annotated as variable surface protein. NCBI's taxonomy places the organism in Eukaryota, Apicomplexa, Aconoidasida, Haemosporida, Plasmodiidae. The coding region runs from base 1 to 1071 and encodes 356 amino acids. The record is from RefSeq and is a predicted model, not a curated record. The transcript is spliced from 3 exons.
AUGUUAAAUAACAAAGAAUCGUGGGAAAAAUUUGGUCAAUUAGCUAUAUCGUUUGGGGGAUAUUUAAUUUCAGAACAAUUCUAUUACAAAUUAGAUAAUUUAGAUAGUUUUAGAGAGUUCUUUGAAUAUUGCAAAUCAUUAGAAUCUAUGGAAAGGGGACAGGCCCUUAAAAUAUAUUGCGCAAAAAUUUUAAAAUACUUAAAAUCUAACUCAGAACAUAUAGACAAACAAGACACCUAUAAUGUGUGCGAACUUUUAAAUUAUUGGUUAGCCACUAGAUUAAGUGCAAUUGUGGGUUAUAUGAAUCAUACAUACGUGAUAAAUGUAUUUUUAGAGAUAAGUUAUAUAUGGAAUGAUUUUAUUAUGAAUAAUUUUAAUAAUAAUCAUCAUAAAAUAUGUAACCCUAAAGUAGAUAUGAUUUCACUUUCUGAUUGGAGGAAGAGGAAGGAAGUAUAUGAUUACUUUGUUGAUUAUGCUUACCUUUCGGGUAUGUCUAGAAUAUUGGUAAAUCCCAGUGAUUAUUGUACACAUAUUAGAAAUAAAAUUUCCAUAUAUAAUUAUUUUAACGAUAAAUGUGCUUCGGACCAAACAGGCUUUUGCGAUGAAUUUAAAACUAAAUAUAAAGCUUGUUCUCCAUAUGACCUUUUACUUAGAUUUAAAUGUUCUGAAGAAGUAGAAAAAAAUAAGUCAUCAGGGGAAAUUGAAGAAAGAGAAUUACAUAAGCGUGCAUCAUUGGGAAAAGAAAAGUCUGAACAAGAAAGGCAGUCUCCUCGUUUCUCUAUAGAAGGAAAACAAACAGUUAAGAUUUUGCAGUCAUCAUAUAAUAGUUUUAUCCCUUUGAAAAAGGUAUGUGGCUUAAUUCUGGGAAUCGUUGCUAUAUCUAUGAUUUAUGGAUUUUUACAUAAAUUUACACAAUUAGGAAGUUGGAUUCGUAAUAAAAUUGCUAACAAAAAAAAUAAUAGAAGUAAUAUAAAUUUUGAGUUUAAUGAAGAAUUUGAUUAUGAACAAGGAUUAGAUAAUACUAAUUAUAACAUUAGAAAUGAACAUUAUAUAGGAUUUCACACGGACUAA